AUGGCAAAUGACCGCAGCCCCUGGCGUAAUAUCCACAUUUACAACGCGAGUGAUCAAACGCUCCUGGCGGGCCAUUGCCAAUCUGGCUCUAUGACUGAAGAAAAUUUGCUCUUCACUCUCAAGAAUAUACUGCUGGUCGUGGACCAGCCGUGGACGUUGAGACACAGAGCCUCUGGGAGGGCUAUUUUGCCCUCGAACAAUCGGGCUGAAACUGGGGAUUAUGAUGUCCAUUGCGAUGGAGCUAUCCGCCUGACAGACGAAGCGUGGGUUGCUCGAGUGAUGAGCCGUUCUGACUCGGGCCGAGAAAAUUCAUUCCGAAACGGGAUCCGGUCAAGAGACGGGAGAUGCGUCAUUAGUGGGCUGGUUAAUCUCCUCGCCCCGCAUCGCUGGACAGGAUUCGAAGCCGCACAUAUAUUCCCGCUGGAGAAGGAGGCACUCUGGAAGCAAUUUGGCUAUGGGUGUUGGAUUACAAACUCCGAAGAAGCAUCAGGAAUCAAUUCCACCCAGAAUGGGUUACUUAUGUCAUCACAUUUGCAUACGUGCUUUGAUCAAUAUCUGUUUUCCGUCAAUCCAGAUACUAAUACACCAAAGAAUGACUACAAGAUUACCACAUUUGUACCGGACACAUGGGGAAUCGAUGGGCGAGUACUUCACCCUGUUUGUCGUGACCCAAACAGCCCUGAUUGCGUCUCAGAUAAUUUAUUACGAUGGCACUUUAGACAAUCGGUCCUUGCCAAUAUGCGAGGAGCAGGGGAGCCUAUUUUUGAAACCGACUUCCCUCCUGGUACUGAUAUGAUGGGAACACUGGUUGACGAACCAUACGGUAAAGAGAGGUUUGAAAUGGAGAUUGAGUCAAGGCUAAGGUCUGCAAUCAGGGACCAGUAUUAAGACUUUUCUUUUGGGCUGGUUUACAUUUGCAUUAUCAGAGCGAUGUGUCAUACCUGUGUUUAGGCUGAGUAGAUGAGGCGGCUCGCUAAGGAUGUGACGGUCAAUGAGGAAUCCAAAGCAUGGGUUUUUAAAACACAAAGGAAUAUAAAACUGGACCCUUAGGCCAUUUGCCCACGUGAGUUUUCACUUCCUAAAAUCUUCUACAAGUCCUCGCGACUAUAUGGAAAGCAGUGCGGAUUAGGAAUGCCUUGAGUUCUACGAGCGGUCACUUACCUUGCAGAGACACUCUAUUCAGGCUUUAAGUUUUAUAGCUUACUUUCUAUAUUUUUCAAGUGUUUCGUUGGCACUUUAUAGGCCUCUUUUGCUAUGGAAUGUUUGGCGUUGAUCAUGACCAAGUCGGAUCCUGCAAUGUGUUUCACCCUCAGCUGAAUUCCUCGCUAUAGGCAUAUCUAUGGAGCAUAUAUUAUGGAUUGACGUCAAUGAGUUAAUCAGCCUGGGUGAUCCCAGAUCCCCAGGAAGGAAAUGUAUGUAAACAAGUCUGAUGGCAAUUGACACAAUUAAAUACAUACAUAGGAAAGAACGGGAGAAUUAUAAACAGGGUAUAUGGGAUCAAUC
This is a messenger RNA of Histoplasma capsulatum G186AR, 1503 nucleotides long. RefSeq lists its product as uncharacterized. The coding region runs from base 1 to 888 and encodes 295 amino acids. Lineage: Eukaryota; Fungi; Ascomycota; Eurotiomycetes; Onygenales; Ajellomycetaceae. The transcript has 3 exons. The record is from RefSeq and is a predicted model, not a curated record.